Messenger RNA from Lepidothrix coronata (blue-crowned manakin), 1604 nucleotides. RefSeq names its product zinc finger protein 664-like. The record is from RefSeq and is a predicted model, not a curated record. The annotation marks the transcript as partial. Lineage: Eukaryota; Metazoa; Chordata; Aves; Passeriformes; Pipridae. The transcript is spliced from 2 exons.
CUGGGUCAACCCACUACAUCUACAAACAACAGAAGCUCUUGUAUUAACNCGUGAGACCCUGGUGGGAGAGGCCGUUUUGAAGGGCUCCCCGGCGCAGGAAGGCAGCGGGGAGGAAAAGGGCCGGAGAUCCCCCCACAGGAGGGGCUCCAAAGCCAUCCCAGGGUGCUCUGAGGAGGAAAGAGCCAGCCUGUGCCGGGAAGGCGGCCGGAGCUUGAGAGGUAACUCUGACCUGGUGGUCCCUAAGCAUCCUCCCAGCAGGGAGAAGCCCUUCAGGUGUUUGGAAUGUGGGAAGAGCUUCAGGAAGAGCACCGAUCUCCUCAAGCACCAGCACAUCCACACUGGGGAACGGCCCUACAUGUGUAGGGUAUGUGGGAAGAGCUUCAGGGACAGCUCCACCCUGAUCCGCCACCAGCGCAUCCACACUGGGGAACGGCCUUACACGUGUGGGGAAUGUGGGAAGAGCUUCAGCCAGAGGUCCCACCUCCACACCCACCAGCUCAUCCACACUGGAGAACGGCCCUACAAGUGUGGGGAGUGUGGGAAGAGCUUCAGUUACAACUCCACCCUCCUCACCCACCGUCGCAUCCACACUGGGGAACGACCCUACAGGUGUGGGGAGUGUGGGAAGAGCUUCAGUUACAACUCCACCCUCCUCACCCACCGUCGCAUCCACACUGGGGAACGACCCUACAGGUGUGGGGAGUGUGGGAAGAGCUUCAGCCAGAGUUUCAACUUCUUCACCCACCAGCACAUUCACACUGGGGAACGGCCCUACACGUGUGGGGAAUGUGGGAAGAGCUUCAGUGACAACUCCAACCUCCUCGCCCACUGUCGCAUCCACACUGGGGAACGGCCCUACGUGUGUGGGGAAUGUGGGAAGAGCUUCAGACAGAGCUCCCACCUCUGCAAACACCAGCGCAUCCAUGGGGAACAGCCUUACACAUGUAGGGAAUGUGGGAAGAGCUUCAGUGACAGCUCCACCCUCCGCAGCCACCAGCGCAUCCACACUGGGGAACGGCCCUACAAGUGCUUGGAAUGUGGGAAGGGGUUUCAGACCAGCUCAGAUCUCCUCAGGCAUCAGCGGGCACACACGGGGGAGAGGCCCUUCCGCUGCACUGACUGCGGGAAGAGCUUCAACCGGAACUCCCACCUUGUCAUCCACCAGCGCAUCCACACGGGAGAGAGGCCCUACAAGUGUGGGGAGUGUGGGAAGAGCUUCACUGACAGCUCUGCCUUCAACAAACACCAACGGACCCACCGGUAAUAGAAGCCCUACAACUGCCCCGACUGCGGGAAGAGCUUCGGCCGCUGCUUCCACCUGAAUGAACCCCCUGAUUUGGAGGCAACCCCUGGAGUCCAGUGACUCAGUCCAUCCCUUUCGACCACAAAGGGCCAGUCCCCUUUUCCAAGGGCAGGUUCUUCCAACAGAACCCUUCUUGGGGGGGUGUGUGGAGAUUCCUGCCUUGGCUGGGGACCCCCCAAGGUCACUUCUGGAGGUUGAGGGCAGAGAUCUCCCCACGAGCGUUGGUCUGGGGGAGUUCCAUUCAUCUCUAAUUAAGAAUUAUUUCUUUUUGCCACCUUUAGUGGAAUUGCUUCAACAAUUG